GUUCACCGCAGCUGUUUUGUUUGCGUAUUUUCAAACAGUCGUACUUUUUGCAAUCACGGUGAAUGUUUGUUUCAAUGUAGCUCGACUGGUUCGUUUUUAAUGUUGUAUUUCACUAUUUAAGGUAAAAAUGACGCAGUGUUGGGUCUUUGCUGCUCUUCUUUUGAGCACUUCUAUUUUAAGUGAUUCGGAAGCAAAAGCAUUCCCUUCGCUUCCAGAUUUCGGCACUACUUAUCAUGUCAGAGGAAUGAUUUCUUUACCUUAUGCUGAGAUCAGGGAGCCAUUCGAAGCCUGGUUUGACCUGAAGGCAAAGUCCAGCCGCAUAGAUUACUACAAUGGACAAGUGUCGACAUACCAGUUGGGGGCGGAGCAGUCUUGGGGGGCUUCCUACAAAAUCUCCCCGGAAACCACAGAGGAAGAGCUGAAUGUGAUGAAGUGCUUCCAGGUCAACGGAACUAAAGAUGAAGCGGUCACACCACAGUCAUGUCUGCCCGAUGUGCAGGGCUUCCAGUUUUUAAGGAUGGAGGACUAUGGAGGGUCCCUGUGUGAAGUAUGGCAGAACGUGACCACUGUGGGCAACAAGAAGAACACGUAUACGCUGUGGGUGACCCAUACUGAGAAGCGUGCCGACGGUGUCGAAGAUACUACCACUCCGCUCCACUAUGAGAUGAUGGGAUACAACACCCUGCUGGGCUCCCACUUUGACAAAUACCUGGUGGACUACAAGGAGUUCAGCUCCUUCGUGGACCCAAAAGUCUUCACGCUUCCCGAAGGUAUGAGCUGUGGAGGCUUCCCUGGUCCGGGGGUGGAGCAUCACAUGUUGGCCAAUCCCAUGAAGGAUCUCAUCCACUCCGCGUCUUCAGGCCACUCGCAGCGCAUCUUCGCUCAUUUCCAAGACAAGUUUCAGCGCCGCUACAGCGACGAACGGGAGCACGAGGAGCGAGAGCACGCUUUUGUACACAAUCUCAGAUAUGUCCACUCCAAGAACCGAGCGGGUCUUCCCUUCACGCUGGCACUCAACUCCCUGUCGGACCGUACCAUGGCCGAGUUGGCCGUCAUGAGGGGUCACAAGCGUGGAAAGACUCCCAACCGAGGACGCCCCUUCCCUUCUAUGAUGUACCAAGGAGUCAAAGUUCCCGAGUCGCUAGACUGGCGGCUCUACGGCGCUGUGACCCCCGUGAAGGACCAAGCCAUCUGUGGCUCCUGCUGGAGCUUUGCCACCACUGGAGCGCUAGAGGGCGCCCUCUUCCUGAAGACGGGGUCCCUGCAGGUUCUCUCCCAGCAGAUGUUGAUGGACUGCAGCUGGGGCUUUGGUAACAACGCCUGUGAUGGCGGUGAGGAGUGGAGGGCGUACGAGUGGAUCAUGAAACAUGGAGGCAUCGCCACCACUGAGACGUACGGACCUUACAUGGGAAUGAAUGGAUUUUGCCAUGUGAACGCGUCCCAGCUGACUGCACGCGUCCGGAGCUACACCAAUGUCACGUCUGGUGACGCGGAGGCUCUUAAGGUGGCGCUGUUUAAAAACGGCCCGGUGGCUGUGAGCAUCGACGCCUCGCAUCGAUCCUUUGUCUUCUACAGCCACGGCGUCUACUACGAGCCUGCGUGCGGUAACACCACCGAUGACUUGGAUCACGCUGUGCUGGCAGUAGGAUACGGCACCUUGGAUGGAGAACCCUACUGGUUAAUUAAGAACUCAUGGUCCACCUAUUGGGGCAACGACGGCUACAUCCUCAUGUCCACCAAAGACAACAACUGUGGCGUCACCACGGAUGCUACAUACGUCACCUUAGCAUAAAAGGUGCGCAUUUUCUGUCUGAGUGAACCGAUCUCCUAUAUUGAUGUUCUAUUGCAGGAUGUUUUAAACAGGUCUUUUUGGCCUCUGUGAUGCUGGAACGGCUUUUUAAAUACCACUGUUUGAGUGCAAGUAGAUGGAUGGACUGUCUGAAUUAUUAAAAAAAAAAAAGUUAAUGACUUUUUGGA
Messenger RNA from Doryrhamphus excisus (bluestripe pipefish), 1977 nucleotides. RefSeq names its product digestive cysteine proteinase 1. Lineage: Eukaryota; Metazoa; Chordata; Actinopteri; Syngnathiformes; Syngnathidae. Gene Ontology annotation, molecular function: cysteine-type peptidase activity. The record is from RefSeq and is a predicted model, not a curated record. Gene Ontology annotation, biological process: proteolysis.